This is a messenger RNA of Rubroshorea leprosula, 1420 nucleotides long. NCBI's taxonomy places the organism in Eukaryota, Viridiplantae, Streptophyta, Magnoliopsida, Malvales, Dipterocarpaceae. The record is from the annotation of a GenBank genome assembly.
CGAUUCCUCAAAUAUUACUUUUGAUACUCUGUCAAUGGUGUCAGAGCCUCUUUUUCUCUGAAAACAACUUUGAUCCUGAAACCAUGGCCGACCAGAGCCCCUCAACCGACUCAGGCAAGACUACCAUCACCAGUCCAGCAAUUGUUGUCGCUCCAACUGUUGGCAACCCAAACACCAAUUCAACCAAUGUCAUCACCUUCAACGUUGCUGUUCAGUUUCCAGUGAAACUCACUACUGAUAACUACUCAAGUUGGAGUAGGCAAUUUAUUUCACUGCUCAAAGUCUAUGAAUUGUACGAGUUCUUGUUGGGAACGAGGCCAUGUCCACCUGUAGAUCCCACUCCAGAUUCACCCUAUGAUAUUUGGUUUGCAACCGCUACUCCUAAGUUUAAUGGUGACUAUCACAAUGCUAUGAACAGUGUGCAGUUGACUUCCUUCAAUUCUUAUGGACCUUCAUCCAAUCACCCCACUAGAUCUGGCAGCUCAAAUUGGCAAUUUAAUGGUCUAGUGAACCGUGGAAACAAGGGCAAUCAUGGAAUUGCCCAGAUCUUAGGAAUCAUGCACAUGUGGCAAAUUUUGCAUCCACAUCUUGUAAGGCAAGAAGUGAAUGGUGGAUCGAUUCAGGUGCAUCUGAUCAUGUUACCCCAGACUUGUCUAACCUUGCAUUACAUUCGAAAUAUGGUGGACCAUAUGAGCUGCUUAUUGGGGAUGGAUCAGGAUUGCACCAUGGGAGUGACGCUUCUUCAAGGGCACAAUCAUCAUGGUGUGUACGGCCUAGCUGCCCAAGGUCCACCUAAGAUGGGUCCAAUGGCAAUGGCUGGUGACAAGGACACUUAUCAUUCUACAAUUGGAUAUGUGGUGUUCCUCGGUAGCAAUUUCAUUUCUUGGCGAGCCUGCAAGCAGAAAACUAUUGCUCGCAGUUCCACUGAGGUAGAGUACCGUGCACUCGCUGCUGCUUCUUCUGAAUUGGUUUGGAUUAAGCAUCUACUUCAUGAACUUGGCCAUCCUGUAUCUGAAUGUCCUGCAAUUUACUGUGACAAUGUUGGAGCUACCCAUCUGAGUAGCAAUCCAGUAAUGCAUACCAGGAUGAAGGAUAUAGCAAUUGAUCUCCAUUUUGUUCGGGAACUAGUUGAUCACAAGGUCCUUCGAGUGAGCCAUAUCUCCACUGUUGAUCAAUUAGCCGAUGGCCUCACCAAACCACUUUCAUUGCAUCAUUUUACUCAACUCCAAAGCAAGAUUGGAGUCACCGAUGGGAGCUCCAUCUUGAGGGGGCGUAUCAAGGAAAUAACUACUGAUUGAGCGAGAUUCUUGCUAUUGAGCGAGAUUCUUGCUAUUCAAUAGUGCAUCACUGAUUGAUCCUUCAGUCAAUACUAUAUUUCUGAUUUGAUCUAUAUAUAUUGUAAUAAUGACAAGGAUAAUUA